Puma concolor (puma) is the source of this 531-nucleotide messenger RNA. Its product is annotated as olfactory receptor 5AC1-like. Gene Ontology annotation, biological process: G protein-coupled receptor signaling pathway. Gene Ontology annotation, molecular function: olfactory receptor activity; G protein-coupled receptor activity. The record is from RefSeq and is a predicted model, not a curated record. Gene Ontology annotation, cellular component: membrane. NCBI's taxonomy places the organism in Eukaryota, Metazoa, Chordata, Mammalia, Carnivora, Felidae.
AUGAUGGAGGCAAACAAGACGCAGGUGAUGGAGUUUGUUCUCACAGGACUGACAGAUCGUCCAGGGAUGCAGGUUCCCCUGUUCCUGGCGUUCUUGGUCAUCUAUCUCACCACCAUGGUGGGCAACCUCGGACUGAUUUUCCUCAUCUGGAAGGACCCUCAUCUUCACACUCCCAUGUACUUAUUCCUUGGCAGUUUGGCCUUUGCAGAUGCUUGUUCCUCAUCCUCUGUGACUCCCAGGAUGUUUGUCAGCAUCUUAGACAAAAGUCAAGUGAUAUCCCUCUUUGAGUGCAUGGCCCAGUAUUAUUUUUUUGGUUCCAGUGCCACCACAGAGUGUUUCCUCUUGGUAGUGAUGGCCUAUGACCGCUACGCAGCCAUAUGCAACCCCUUGCUUUAUCCAGUGGUGAUAGCUGUCACUAAGGUGGGGUGUAACCCAGCAGCAGAUUGGUACAUUCUUCUGUGGUUUUGUCAGCACGGGUUGAUACAUAGCAGGACUGCCAUCUUCAUAGGCCCCCUGGAGAAACAGCCAUAG